Messenger RNA from Penicilliopsis zonata CBS 506.65, 1296 nucleotides. RefSeq lists its product as hypothetical. The record is from RefSeq and is a predicted model, not a curated record. Gene Ontology annotation, biological process: regulation of DNA-templated transcription. Gene Ontology annotation, cellular component: Rpd3L complex; nucleus; Rpd3L-Expanded complex. The transcript has a single exon. Lineage: Eukaryota; Fungi; Ascomycota; Eurotiomycetes; Eurotiales; Aspergillaceae. Bases 1 to 1296 code for a protein of 431 amino acids.
AUGGCACACGGCGCAGAGGAUUGUGCUUCGGUCUUGGAACAAUUCGUUCACGAUGUUGCGAACUUGCCUGCGGAGAUUAACCAUCUGAUGGAGGAGAUUCAGGCCAAGGACAAGAUUAUCCAAGACUGUCGGGUUACCAUCAACUCUCGCGACACGAGUAUACAAAAGUUCAUCCGGAUGAAUGGCAGCCUGACACCGAACCCGAAAGAAGAGCAGUACAGCAAGGUUAUAUUGCAGAAUCUAGACAAAUGCCAGCAGUUACAGGAUGACAAGAUCCAUCUCAGCGAGAAAGCGUGCAUUUUACUGGACCGCCAGAUCAAGAAACUCGAUGUCAAGAUUCGCGACCUGCAAAACGAUGGCAUCCUUUCGAAUGACCCCCCCCUCCCAUCGCUGUUCAACAAUAAAGACCAGUACCGCGACCCCCCCAAAGCAUUCUUUCCCGACCCCAUUUCCACCGAUUCCGCAUAUUCUCCCCUCAACCCGACAUCGGGAAAUGCCAGCGCGGCCGCGGCCACCUCGCAACGAGGCAACCAGCCUAGCAUAUCUCGCUCAAACAGCGUCAUGACACUAACAGCCCAAAGCAAUGCGCGCAGCUCUGCCCCUGCUACUCCCGUGUCUGCGGCCGCAGCACACCUCCAACAACGGCACCGGGAAUCUUCCACCGGGGCAAUCGACAGCAAGCGUCGACGACUGAAUGCAUCGUUAGGGACGUUACCCGCCGCUUCUUCGAACCUACGGCAAUCGUCGCUGGGUCCAGGUACCCCCAAACCGGGGACUCCGGUCUCCAGCCGAGCGGGAAGCCUUGGACCGCGCUCUGUGGCGAUCACGAAGAAGGCCAUGACAAAGAAAGUUGCACCGCACCAGCAGGUCAAGAAGAUCAAGACGAUCUCUGCAGGCAACGGGAAACUGGCGAAACGGUCUUCGCCUAGCACCAGCCGGCUCAAAGUAGGCCCUAAAUCGUCACCCUCCGCCAACGGGGGUGACGAGGAUGAAGACGAAUCGAUGCUCAGCAGCGCCGACGUCUCCGACUCGGAGAAUGCUAGCGUAUCGCGACGGGCAGAUGAUGAUAUGGACGAGGAUGAGGAAGAAGAGGAGGAAGAAGAGGAGGAGGAAGAUGAGGGCAAUGAGGAUACCAAGGUCUACUGUACUUGCCGGACAGUCAGCCAUGGCGAUAUGGUCGCCUGCGACAACGACAAUUGUCCGUAUGAAUGGUUCCACUGGAAGUGUGUCGGAUUGACCAGGGAGCCCGUCGGGACAUGGUAUUGUGAAGAGUGUCGAGAAACACUGGGGAAAUAA